AUGAAAAACGAACAACUAAACCUGAGUGCAUGUAAGACGAGGCCGGGAGCGAAGGCGAGCCCGCGACGGCAAGAGACGGCCAGAGACCGAGGGCCGCCACUCUGUGAUGCUGCAAUAAUCGGCGACGAGGCUGUAGUUGCGAGGGAGGAAGGGCUGGAGGCGAGGCGGUUCGGCCAUGGACGACCGGUGAACAAAUCUCAGCAAACGACAGCAGCGACGAGGAAGAGAAAACGCUCUCUCAAUUUCUCCUCCGGCGGCGCGGCGACAGAUGGCUCCUCCUUCGUCUUCCCUCCGAACCUCCAGGCUCUCGAAGAGGACCCCGAGGACAACCGCCUCUACUCGCAGAGCCCCGUCGACAUCGCCUCGCUCCGCUCCUCCGAAAUCGAGGAAUUCGUCAAAGGCCUGUCGUUCGAUCUCUCCGACAAGGAGCUGUUCUGCGUGGAGGAGCAGGACGUGUUCGACCGCGUGUACUCGCUGGUCCGCAGCUUCUCCGGCCUUGCCCCGCCCUGCAAGCUCAACGUCGCGGAGAGCCUCAGGUCGAACCUCAGCGUGCUGCUCCCGAACAUCGACUCCCUCGCGCGACAGGACGACGACGGCAUGAUCCUGGACCGCAUCGGCUCGCACCGCAACGCCUUUAAGAUAUACACGUUCUUCCUGCUCAGCAUCGUGCGUGAUGAGGAAGCGAGCGUUGGCUCCGGCAACAGUUCGAAGGUGGCAGCAACCGCAAGGAAGAAACAGCCUCUGAACUCUUGGAACUGGGAACAACAGAGGGGACGGGUGCUAAAUCUAAUUGCUAACUCCUUAGAGGUCAACCUUUCGUUGCUCUUUGGGUCAUCGGAUCCAGAUGAAAAUUACCUCUCUUUAUUGCAAAGUAUAAAUGUAUUCUCAAUGUUUGAAAAUGCUUCGCUCUUAAAAGACCUCGAGACGAAAGAUGCUCUCUGUCGUAUCAUUGGGAGUUGUGCCAGCAAAUACCAUUACUUAGCACAAUCAUGUGCUUCAAUCACGCAUCUGAUUCACAAAUAUGAUUUUGUUGUCACCCACAUGGCCGAGGCUGUUGCAGGGGCUGAGAGAAAAUAUGCUGAUGGUAGCUUGGCCAGUUCUCUAAUAAGAGAGAUUGGAAGGACCAAUCCAAAAGACUAUGUUAAGGACACUGUAGGAGCUGAAAAUGUUGGACGUUUUCUAGUUGAACUGGCUGACAGGAUACCCAAGUUGAUAUCGACCAACAUUGGAGUGCUUGUAUCACAUUUUGGUGGAGAAUCUUAUAAAAUAAGAAAUGCUCUUGUUGGAGUUCUAGGAAAGCUGGUUGCAAAAGCUUUUAAAGAUGUAGAGGGUGAGGUUAGUUCUAAAUCUGUUCGCCUUCGAGCAAAGCAAGCUAUGUUGGAAAUCUUGCUGGAAAGGUGUAGGGAUGUCUCAGCUUACACUCGAAGUCGAGUUCUUCACGUCUGGGCUGAGCUCUGUGAAGAGCAUUCUGUUUCAAUCGGAGUAUGGAAUGAGGUUGCAACUGUUGCUGCUGGAAGAUUGGAGGAUAAGAGUGCCAUUGUCAGAAAAUCAGCAUUAAACCUACUUAUCACAAUGUUGCAGCAUAACCCUUUUGGUCCGCAGCUUAGAAUUGCUUCAUUUGAAACUACACUGGAGAACUACAAGAAGAAGCUAGAUGAGCUUGAACCCACUACCCAUGAAAAUAGUGUAAUUAAUGGUUUAUCACCUGAAGAUUUAUGCAAUGCCGAUGGAGAAAUUGAAGAUUGCAAUGCUGAAACUAUGUCUCAGGAACAACAAAAUAGCUUACCUGAUAGUUGUUUACCCCAUACAGAAGAUGCGGUCGCUAAUAAAGAUAGUUCUGUGCCAGAUGUUGGCAACUUGGAACAGACCAGAGCCUUGGUUGCAUCUCUUGAAGCUGGAUUGAGAUUUUCUAAGUGUGUAUCAGCCACAAUGCCGAAUCUCGUACAACUGAUGGCUUCAUCCUCUGCCACUGAUGUCGAGAACACUAUUCUGUUGUCGAUGAGGUGCAGACAGUUCCAGAUUGAUGGCUCAGAAGCCUGCUUGCGUAAGAUGUUGCCAUUGGUGUUUUCUCCAGACAAAUCCAUCUAUGAAGCUGUGGAGAAUGCCUUUAUUACAAUUUACAUAAAAAACCCAGUAGAGACAGCUAAAAAUUUAGUCGAUCUAGCUGUUGACUCUAACAUAGGUGAUCUAGCUGCUCUGGAAUCCAUUAUUGGCGCCCUGGUAUCAAAAGGAGAUAUAACAACCACAAUGGUUUCUGCUUUGUGGGAUUUCUUUUGCUUUAAUGUCAAUGGAACUACUGCAGAACAAAGUCGCGGCUUAUCUGUGCUUUGCAUGGCAGCAAAGUCGUCUGCUGGCAUCCUCAGCUCUCACAUUCAAGACAUCAUUGAUAUUGGAUUUGGACACUGGGCAAAAGUGGAUCCUUUACUUGCAAGAACAGCAUGCAUAGCUAUUCAAAGAUUGUCUGAAGAAGACAAGAGAAGACUCAUGAUGAGUAAUGGUAGUAGGUUGUUUGGUAUUUUGGAAAGUUUGGUCUCUGGUUUUUGGCUACCAGAGGACAUAUGGUACGCUGCUGCUGAUAAAGCAAUAGGUGCCAUAUAUACACUUCACUCAUCACCAGAAACUUUGGCAGCUGAACUGGUCAAAAAAUCUCUCAAUUCUGUGUUUGAUGUGAAUGGAGGGGAUGAAAUACAGAAAGAUAUUGAGAAUUGUAGCACAAGUGGCCUUACAACGAUUCAAGUAGCCAAGCUAAGUAAAUUUCUUUUCGUUGUCAGUCACGUUGCCAUGAACCAACUGUUAUAUAUUGAAUUCUGUGCUUGGAAAAUCCGAAAACAGAGAUCCAAAAAGGAGAAAGCUGAAGCUGAUGGUGUGGCACUUGGAGAGAAACCUAAGGAAAAUGGUAUUAGUGCUGAACUUGGUCUGGCAGCUUCUGAGGAUGCAUUCCUUGAUUCACUAGCAGAAGGAGCAGAGUCAGAAAUCAUUUCUAGCAGUUCCUCCGUGAAUUUGAUUGGAAGCUGUGCAUCUUUCCUAUCGAAGCUCUGUAGAAACUUUGGUUUGAUGCAAAAGUGUCCUGAAUUACAAGCAUCCGAAAUGCUUGCUUUAUGUCGGUUUAUGAUAAUAGAUUCAAGUUUUUGUGAUGCCAAUCUCCAGCUUCUAUUUACCGUCAUUGAAAAUUCACCAUAUGAGAUUGUUCGUUCCAACUGCACCAUAGCACUUGGCGAUUUGGCAGUUCGGUUUCCUAAUUUACUAGAACCAUGGACUGAAAAUGUCUAUGCUUGGUUACGGGAUCCUUCUCUAUCUGUUAGGAAGAAUGCUGUUCUUGUGCUCUCCCAUCUCAUAUUGAAUGAUAUGAUGAAGGUGAAAGGUUACAUAAAUGAAAUGGCUGCGCGAUUGGAAGAUGAAGAUGACAGGAUUUCAAGUUUGGCUAAACUAUUUUUUAAUGAAUUGUCUAAAAAAGGAAGCAACCCGAUAUACAAUCUACUUCCGGAUAUAUUGGGCAAAUUAUCCAGCCAGAAUUUGAAGAGAGAGUCUUUCUGCAACAUUAUGCAGUUCUUGAUCAGUUCCAUCAAGAAGGACAAGCAAAUGGAAGCUCUUGUCGAGAAGCUAUGCCACAGGUUUGGGGGGAAUAUCAGGCAAUGGGAAUGCAUCUCUUAUUGUCUUUCUCAGCUGGGUUUUACUGAAAAGGGACUCAAAAAGCUCAUUGAAUUAUCUAAGACUUAUGAACAUACGCUCGCGGAGGACUCCGUCAUGGAUCAUUUUAAAAGCAUUUUAAGCAAGGGGAAGAAGUUCGCCAAACCAGAAUUGAAAACAUGCCUCGAGGAGUUUGAAGAGAAACUUAAUAAAGUCCAUGCUGAGAAGAAGGAACAAGAAGUUACUGCAAAAAUGCUCAGGCUCAUCAAGAGAAGAUGGGUAGCUUGGAAACCUUUUACGUCAUCUUGUAGUUCUGGAGUGGAAGGUGUGGAAGUUGACUCAACUGAAGAGGGAGAAAUUACUAACGCAUCAAUAGAAGAUACCAAGGGAUCUCUCAGUGGUAAUCCGAAUUCUACCAUUGAAUCAGAAGAAUCUUCGGGUGCUUCCAGUGAGGUAAUAGAAUCAGAAUCAGGAGACAUGGAAAUUCAAUCGCCAAAAGUUGUCGUGAGAGGGUCCAAAUCCAGAGCCAAGGAAGCCAAAACUAGGGGUGAAAGUAGCAAUGCUUCCACAUCCACAAGAAAGAAUCUCAGGGUAAAGCGAAGGUAG
Messenger RNA from Eucalyptus grandis, 4233 nucleotides. RefSeq names its product condensin complex subunit 1-like. Lineage: Eukaryota; Viridiplantae; Streptophyta; Magnoliopsida; Myrtales; Myrtaceae. Gene Ontology annotation, cellular component: condensed chromosome, centromeric region; nucleus. Gene Ontology annotation, molecular function: histone binding. Gene Ontology annotation, biological process: mitotic cell cycle; meiotic chromosome condensation; mitotic chromosome condensation. The record is from RefSeq and is a predicted model, not a curated record.